CUGCCUCAUUUGAACUAGACAACAGGUAACUGAUGGUUUUAAUGUUGUUAUCUACUCCAGACCUGCAGGUGAAGGUGACCACUACAUGGUGGUUAAUGACACUGACCUGUAGCACCACCUGUACUCUGACUGGUAACCCCACCUACAUCUGGUACAGGAACAGUAAGAUUGUACAAGAUAACUCCUCCCCCUCAUACACAAUCUACUUUAAAACUGAAGACAGCUUCUACUGUGCUGUAAAAGGCAUCAAUUCUCCUGCAGUGUCUGUUGAGGGUCACAGUUAUUUCCACGUGACUUACACCCAUCAGAGGAUCUGUACCUUGAAGGGGUCAUCAGUGGACAUACCCUGCUCUUAUACAUUUCCCAGGGGUCAUACAGUCUCUGAAAGAAAAUGGUACACAAAAGGAAAACUUGAUGAGGCGCCUCAAAUCCUGAACCCGGGGUAUGAAGGUCGUGUGGAGUACGUUGGAAAUAUGCAGAGUGACUCCACCCUGAGAAUCACAGACCUGAGAGAGGAGGAUUCAGCUGAGUAUAAGAUUAGACUCAGAACAGAUCAGACAAACUGGGAGCCCACCUUCCCUGGAACAACUCUGACUGUCACAGUUCUGCAGGUGAAGGUGACUCCUGCCACUGUAUCAGAGGGACAGAAGGUGACACUGACCUGUAGCACCACCUGUACUCUGACUGACAACCCCACCUACAUCUGGUACAAGAAUGGACAUGUAACCAACCAAUCUAACAGUCUGUUCCUAAACCCAGUCAGCAGUGAGGAUGCAGGCAGAUACUCCUGUGCUGUAGAAGGCCAUGAGGAUCUCCCCUCUGCUGAAGAGACUCUCACUGUCAGAUAUGGCCCAAAGAACACCUCAGUGUCAGUCAGUCCCUCUGGUGAAAUAGUGGAGGGCAGUUCAGUGACUCUGACCUGCAGUAGUGAUGCCAAUCCACCUGUGGACAAAUACACCUGGUACAAGAAGAACGUAACCACACCAAAAGCAUCAGGACAGAGUUACAGCAUCACUAACAUCAUCUCUGAGGACAGAGGAGAAUAUUACUGUGAGGCCCAGAAUAGAAAAGGAUCUAUGAACUCUACAGUUCUGAUGAUUGUUGUAGCAGGGAAACAAACCUCAGUUGUUCCUGCAGCUGUAGGAAUCACAGUGGUUGUUCUGGUUCUCAUACUCUGUUUCUCUGGCUUCAUGUGGUUCAGGAAACAAGCCUCCAAAUCCACCUCCAACACAAGAGACACAGCAGACGAUGGACAGGGAGACUCUAGUCCAGUGUAUGACAAUGUCUCAAGCAUGGCCAUGACCCCUACUGCAGCACAGACAGCGGACACAGACAACCAGGAUUAUGUUCACUAUUCAAGCGUCCACUUCUCUGGCUCCAAAAACCAGGAAGUGCCUCUAUACUCCACCGUCCAGCUGCCUCAGCCCCAGAUUCAGGAGGAUGUCCAGUAUACUGAUGUGAAAUUCAGCUGUCCCAGUGCUGCCACCCGUGGUACUGGGUCAGAAUGGGUGGAGUGUGACUUACACCACUCAGAGUAUCUUCUGAGUGAUGACCCAGACUACAAAGGACGUGUGACAUACCGUAAGGAUAAAGAGAAUGGUCACACCCUGUCAAUCACAGACCUGAGAGAGAGUGACUCAGCUACGUACAAAUUCAGAUUUACAGAUCAGACUGGAGGAUGGAGAUAUACUGGCAAACCUGGAGUCACUCUGUCUGUCACAGGUAAGAACUGCUGGAGUGUGACUUACACCCAUCAGAGUAUCUGUGCCUUGAAGGGGUCAACAGUGAACAUAUCCUGCUCUUACACAUAUCCCAGUUAUCAUGAGAUCAAACAAGCUUUCUGGUUUACUAAAUGGUCUGGUAUGGAUCCUGAAGAUCUGAGCUCAGUGCCAGGGUAUGAGGGUCAUAUAGAGUACCUUGGGGAUAAGAAGAGUGACUCUACCCUGAGAAUCACAGACCUGAGAUUGAGUGACUCUGCUGGGUACAUGUUCAGAUUCAUAACAUCUGGAGAAAAGUUUGCUGGCUCACCUGUCUCCCUGACUGUCACAGAUGUUGUGUUGGAGAUGGAUCCUACAUCUGUGUCAGAGAGGGAGAAUGUGACACUAACGUGUAUAAUCACAUGUACACUGGACCCCAUCACAGCCUUCAGUUGGUAUAAGAAUGGACAGCCUAUACCAAACAGCAACACCUCCUCUCCUGUCUAUAUCCUAAACCCAGUCAGCAGUGAGGAUGCAGGCAGAUACUCCUGUGCUGUAGAAGGCCAUGAGGAUCUCCCCUCUGCUGAAGAGACUCUCACCGUCACAUAUGGCCCAAAGAACACCUCGGUUUCAGUCAGUCCCUCUGGUGAAAUAGUGGAGGGCAGUUCAGUGACUCUGACCUGCAGCAGUGACGCCAACCCACCUGUGCAGAAUUACACCUGGUACAAGAACAUGUCGAUGAGACAUUCUGGACAGAGAUACACCAUCCAUAACAUCAGCUCUGAGGACAGAGAGGGAUACUACUGCGAGGCCCUGAACAUUAUUGGGAGGGAACAUAUCCCUGUCCAUAUUAAUGUUAUGUCCCCUCAGAUAGAUGCCGAGCCCUCCGAUUAUGAGAACUGGAGAGAACCACUACAGAUCCUGGACAGUGACACAGCCCCUCAGGUAGAUGCUGAGCCCUCCGAUUAUGAGAACUGGAGAGAACCACCACAGAACCUGGACAGGGGUGGAGCUGGAGAGCACCAGGCUGGUGAUCAGGUACCCAGACAGCUAGAUGCAGAGAACCCCUCCCUCUCCUCAGAGGACCAACCCUAUAGGCCUCAACACCUCCUCAGCCUCCAAGUACGCCUCCACAGGCACUUCCCACACACUGCCAGUCAGUUGACUCACUGUACAAGACCUCUCCCCUUCACUUCACUCUACUGCAGGGUGGGAGAUGCAACAAUGGCCUUGAGAACAGCAGGAAGUGUGUUGGUGGUCUUUCUCUGGUCUGUAGCAGUGGUACUGGGUCAGGAUGGCUGGAGUGUAACAUACACCACUCAGAGUAUCUGUACCUUGAAGGGGUCAACAGUGAAGCUGUCCUGCUCUUACACAUAUCCCAGAGGUUAUACAAUCACAACAACGUUUUGGUUCACUAAACAUGAUGCUGGGGAGAAUUAUGUAAGUCUGAGUGAUGACCCAGACUACAAAGGACGUGUGACAUACCGUAAGGAUAAAGAGAAUGGUCACACCCUGUCAAUCACAGACCUGAGAGAGAGUGACUCAGCUACGUACAAAUUCAGAUUUACAGAUCAGACUGGAGGAUGGAGAUAUACUGGCAUUCCUGGAGUCACUCUGUCUGUCACAGGUCUUCAGGUGAAGGUGACUGGUGAGACACUGACCUGCAGCACCACCUGUACUCUGACUGACAACCCCACCUACAUCUGGUACAAGAACGGACACAAAGUAAAGGAGGACACUUCCAGCCUGUACUCAGACUCCUUUAGUGAUGCAGACAGUUACUCCUGUGCUGUAAAAGGCCAUGAGGAUCUCCUCUCUCCUGCAGUGUGUCAGAAGUGUUGGAGUGUGACUUACACCCAUCAGAGUAUCUGUGCUUUGAAGGGGUCAACAGUGAACAUAUCCUGCUCUUACACAUAUCCCAGUUAUCAUGAGAUCAAAAAAGCUUUGUGGUUUACUAAAUGGGAGUCUGGUAUGGAUGCUGAAGAUCUGAGCUCAGUGCCAGGGUAUGAGGGUCAUAUAGAAUACCUUGGGGAUAAGAAGAGUGACUGUACCCUGAGAAUCACAGACCUGAGAUUGAGUGACUCUGCUGGGUACAUGUUCAGAUUCAUAACAUCUGGAGAUAAGUUUUCUGGCUCACCUGUCUCCCUGACUGUCACAGAUGUUGUGUUGGAGAUGGAUCCUACAUCUGUGUCAGAGAGGGAGAGAGUCACACUGACAUGUAGAACCAAAUGUACACUGGACCCCAUCACAGCCUACAGUUGGUAUAAGAAUGGACAGCCUAUAACAAACAGCAACACCUCCUCUCCUGUCUAUAUCCUAUUCUCAGUCAGCAGUGAGGAUGCAGGCAGAUACUCCUGUGCUGUAGAAGGCCAUGAGGAUCUCCCCUCUGCUGAAGAGACUCUCACCGUCAGAUAUGGCCCAAAGAACACCUCGGUGUCAGUCAGUCCCUCUGGUGAAAUAGUGGAGGGCAGUUCAGUGACUUUGACCUGCAGCAGUGACGCCAACCCACCUGUGCAGAAUUACACCUGGUACAAGAACAUGUCGAUGAGACAUUCUGGACAGAGAUACACCAUCCAUAAUAUCAGCUCUGAGGACAGAGAGGGAUACUACUGCGAGGCCCUGAACAUUAUUGGGAGAGAGACUAUCCCUGUCCAUAUUAAUGUUAUAUCAGUGUUUCCCUGGGUUCCUGUGGUGGGGGUGGGGGCUGUCCUGACUGCUGGAGCUCUUCUACUCACCAUCUACUGCUAUAUGAAGAGGAGAUCCACAGGAGGAAGUGAUGCAACAGCAGGCACACAGAUUAAGGGACUCCCCUGUGACACAGCCCCUCAGAAAGAUGCUGAGCCCUCCGAUUAUGAGAACUGGAGCGAACCACCACAGAACCUGAAAAGUGACACAGCCCCUCAGGUAGAUGCUGAACCCUCCGAUUAUGAGAACUGGAGCGAACCACCACAGAACCUGGACAGUGACACAGCCCCUCAGAUAGAUGCUGAACCCUCCGAUUAUGAGAACUGGAGCGAACCACCACAGAACCUGGAUUGAAAAGAACCACCACAGUACCUGGACUGAAGAGAACCACCACAUAACCUGGACUGAAGAGAACCACCACAGAACCUGACUGAAGAGUACCACCACAGAACCUGGACUGAAGAGAACCACAACAGAACCUGACUGAAGAGAACCACCACAGAACCUGGACUGAAGAGAACCACAACAGAACCUGACUGAAGAGAACCACCACAGAACCUGGACUGUAGAGAACCACCACAGAAUCUGACUGAAGAGAACCACCACAGAACCUGGACUGAAGAGAACCACAACAGAACCUGGACCGAAGAGCAACAGCAUCAAACCAAAGCUAGGCCUCACAAUGCUAUUCUCUUACUAUCAUUAUGCUUUCUUAUCUAUUAGGUUUUCCAGACAAUGACCUUUAACUUUUGAGUGAAUGCUGGAAUUUAGAGUGUUAUCCUAAUGAUAAAUACAGUUUGUAUAUAGAUGAUAAAUGGGAUAGAUUAGGAUUCUUCGAUUUUUCUAUAAGAUUAUGCUAUUUCCAGAUUUGAUAACAUUUCAUGUAGAAAUAUGUUGAACUAUUCAUUAGCUCUGCUCCUUCAGGUGUUUAGUAAGCCCACCGCAUGCUAGGUAAUGCUAGUAUCAACAUCCCAUCCAACACAGCUGAAACUAUAGUAAGACCAGCACAUGCUAGAUAAUGGUAGUAUCAACAUGCCAUCCAACACAGCUGAAACCGUUUGCCGUGCGGUCGCAAAGAGAACAGCCUAUGACUGGGGUGGCUGGAGUCUGAUCAUUUUUAUGGCCUUCCCCUGACACCGCCAGGUUAGAAGUCCUGGAUGGCAGGAAGCUUGGCCCCAGUGAUGUACUGGGCCAUACGCGCCUUUUGGUCGGAGGCCGAGCAGUUGCCAUAACAGUCGGUGAUGCAACCAGUCAGUAUGCACUAAUGCAGCCUUUCAUAAAGUUGGGUCACGGACCUGUUAAUGGUGGGUCGCGACGUGUCAGUGUAAAUACAUCAUUGUUUCAUUAAUUACUGGAAUUGAUUUGGCCAAGUGCAUCUGCGCUCUCUGUUCAAUGUGCUUUCUGCUUAAGCUGCGGUCUAUGCUCAGUUUGGCAGCUGCUAGAGUGUGAGAGGGAGAUGCCUGUGUGCAUCGGAGUUGUGUACCGGAUCUCUUUUUCUGCGGUUUUCUUGAAGAUCACUCCGCUACACACGACGCAGCGCUGUCGUUCAGAUUGUUGGCAUUUUAUAACAGGUGAUAAGCAGUAAUAAGGGAGUACUAACUAACUCUCAUAGUAGUAGAUGUGAGUUUCUCUUUCAAUCCCCUGGCCUUGUACACGGCUAAUAGCUAACAUUCGCCAAAGCAAGCUAGCUACUGAUAGUGCAACCCUAGUAACAGUACAGAUGAAAAUGAAAAAGGAUCAGGCCUACUUUACAUCUUACUGUUGAAAUUAUUGUUGAAAACUAGUCUAGGUUGGAACUGUUGCUCUUAAAAUCCAAUAAUAAUUGUUAUUCUUAACUGGAAUAAACUGAUGCUUUUUGAGGCAAACACACUCACAGUUCUGGGCUGCUCAUCUACAGUAGGAAGCGGUCUCCUGUCUGACUGAGAAAGCAGUAGAUGUUCUGGUCCAGUUUGGCACCACAUACCUAUGUCAGUCAGGGUUCUCAACUCUGACAUACUUAAAAAACAAGUACAGAAACAGUUUCAAGGCUGAGCAUAACCUCAGUGUUGCACUGUCAAAAACAGAGCCCAGAAUAGACAUGCUCUCAUUAGGACUGUGUGGGGGUUUUCUGGUCUACAGAUGUGAUCAAUCAGUUUAUUCCAGUUCAGAAUAAAAAAAGAUUUAUUGUAGUUUAAUAGCAACAGUUCCAACCUAGACUUUCAACAAUCAUUUCUACACUAAGAUGUACAGUAGGCCUGAUCAUUUUUCAUCUGUACUGUUACUUAGGGUUGCACUAUCAAAAAGCCUGUGUGUGUUCUGUUAUUCAUCUGUGUGAUGUGAUCAAUCCUUUUAUUCCAAUUCAGAAUUAAAAUGGUUUAUUGUAUUUUAACAGCAACAGUUCCAACCUAGAUAGAUAUGUUUUUAAUGGAGGAAAA
This is a messenger RNA of Salvelinus fontinalis (brook trout), 6796 nucleotides long. RefSeq names its product hemicentin-2-like. The record is from RefSeq and is a predicted model, not a curated record. Lineage: Eukaryota; Metazoa; Chordata; Actinopteri; Salmoniformes; Salmonidae. Bases 33 to 4736 code for a protein of 1567 amino acids. The transcript is spliced from 24 exons.